This is a messenger RNA of Lentinula edodes (shiitake mushroom), 762 nucleotides long. RefSeq lists its product as uncharacterized. NCBI's taxonomy places the organism in Eukaryota, Fungi, Basidiomycota, Agaricomycetes, Agaricales, Omphalotaceae. The coding region runs from base 77 to 727 and encodes 216 amino acids. Gene Ontology annotation, molecular function: translation initiation factor activity; ribosome binding. The record is from RefSeq and is a predicted model, not a curated record. Gene Ontology annotation, cellular component: mitochondrion. Gene Ontology annotation, biological process: ribosome disassembly; mitochondrial translational initiation. The transcript is spliced from 2 exons.
UUUGUUCCCACGGAGCCUUCAGUUCGACAGUACUAGACUACUAGUCAACUGGUCGUCGAGGGUUCGUACCAUCGAUAUGGCUACUUUUCUGGCUUUUCGCGCAGCAGCCAAAAGGAUCUGCUUCAGCCCCUCUCAUCGAAUUCUCAGCUAUCCACCUACAUGUCGCCUGCAUGCUUCAGUAAUCAUUUACUCUAGAUACAAUAAACUCAAGAACGAAAAGAUACCAUUUGCUGAAGUGCAUCUUGUGGAAGACAGCGGACAGCUCGUAAAGAUUGCCUUGCGGGAUCUUCUAGCGAAAGUUGACAAGGAAGUAUCCUACGUCGAGCUGCAGGCGGCCGAACCGCUUGCUGUGGUGAAGAUAAUCGACAAGAAGGAAGCAGCAGCCCGUCGAAAACAGGCGAAAGAGCAGCAAAAAAUGAACGCGAAAAAGAAUGUAAAGAAGGAGUUUCAGUUUACGUGGGGCAUGGCUAUAGGCGAUCUGGAGCACAAACUUGACAGGGCGAAGGCUGAGUUGAAGAGGGGAUCCAGAGUAGAUUUGGUCUUCGCGCCAAAAUCCGGACAAAAGUCACCACCAAUGGCACAGAUGCGCGAAAGAAUGCAGCUUAUUGCGGAUAAAGUGGCGGACGUAGGCGUAGAGUGGAAAAGCAGAGAGUUGAGCAGAGGCAUCGGUGCACUCUUUGUGCAGAGUUUAGGUUUACAAUGUGAAGAGGAAGGGAGCGCAGAAUGAUUAAUAGUCAUCGUUAAUAUUACAUUGCUACUUUU